AAGUGUUUUGACUAGUAUUAACGUUGUAUAAUACUAAUAACAUGUUAUUGAAAUGUGUAUUUUUCCAUUUUGCAGUGUUACUGGUGUACUUCUCUGAAAAUAUAAACGAACUUGCAGCCAAUAACUGGAGGAUAUUCUCAAAACAACAGUAUUUUGACAGUAAAGGACUGUUCAUAUCGAUAGUAUUCUCGGUACCAAUCCUGCUCAAUUGCAUGAUCAUGAUU
Messenger RNA from Nilaparvata lugens (brown planthopper), 224 nucleotides. Its product is annotated as transmembrane protein 18-like. The record is from RefSeq and is a predicted model, not a curated record. The annotation marks the transcript as partial. The transcript is spliced from 2 exons. NCBI's taxonomy places the organism in Eukaryota, Metazoa, Arthropoda, Insecta, Hemiptera, Delphacidae.